AUGGCAACUGAUCACCAAAACCCUACAACCAAGCAGCAGCAGUCAGGAUCCAGUGCUUUCAAGCUGGUAAUCUACGAACAGGAAAACUUCCAAGGUCGCUGCCAUGAGCUGACUGGGCCCUGUAACAACCUCCAGGAGGCGGGCGUGGAGAAAGUGGGCUCGAUACUGGUGCUGUGUGGACCGUGGGUGGGGUAUGAGCAGCCCGGCUGUAAGGGGGAGCAGUUUGUGUUUGAGAAGGGCGAGUAUCCUCGCUGGGAUGCCUGGACCAAUAGCCGACGCAGCGACUGCAUCUUCUCCUUCCGCCCCAUUAAAGUGGACAGCCAGGAGCACAAGAUCGUGCUGUAUGAGAACCCCAGCUUCGCAGGGAAGAAGAUCGAGAUCAUAGAUGAUGAUGUGCCCAGCUUCCACGCUCACGGCUACCAGGAGAAGGUUUCUUCAGUCCGAGUGCAGAACGGCACCUGGGUGGCCUACCAGUACCCUGGCUACAGAGGCUAUCAGUACCUGUUUGAGAAGGGAGAGUAUAAGGAGUGUGCCGAGUUUGGGGCUCAGCUGCCUCAGAUCCAGUCUGUGAGACGCAUCCGCGACAUGCAGUGGCACCAGAGAGGGGCUUUCCACCCCACCAACUGA
Molecule: messenger RNA, 627 nt
Organism: Colossoma macropomum (tambaqui)
Lineage: Eukaryota; Metazoa; Chordata; Actinopteri; Characiformes; Serrasalmidae
Gene: crybb2
Product: crystallin, beta B2
Exons: 5
Coding region: 1-627 (208 amino acids)
Biological process (GO): visual perception; lens development in camera-type eye
Molecular function (GO): structural constituent of eye lens
Source: RefSeq, a predicted model, not a curated record